AAUGUAUAAAAGGAACGGAGAUCAGAGAUCCUAAACACAGAUCGUCUUCAACAAAUAAUGAAAAAGAUCGUUGCUCUUAUUUCGGCCUUGACAAUGGUCAGGGGACAAAUACCAAAUUUGGGCUGGUGUCCAGAAUACGUACCCAUGACGAACUUUGAUAUGUCAAAGUUUUUGGGAAUCUGGUAUGAAACCGAAAGGUCUUUUCAACUUUCGGAAGUGGGUUCCCGUUGUGUAAGGGCAAACUAUACUAUAGGACCUGAUGGGAAAUAUCAUGUUAGCAACGAAGUGACUAAUGUUGCAACUGGAAUUAAAAGAGUUUGGGAUGGAGAAAUUAAACCACCAACAAUUAAAGCUGAGGAAGGAAAACUACAUAUAAAGUAUACUGGAAUACCAUUAACACCUGAAUACAAAUAUUCAAUCUUAGAAACUGAUUAUAAAAGUUACGCUGUUCUAUGGAAUUGUAAUGGUUUUGGACCAUUUAAUGCACAAAGUGCAUGGAUUAUGACUAGAAAACCAUUUGCACCAGGAGAUGUUCUUCAAAAGGCUUAUGCUGUCUUCGAUAAAUAUAAGAUCUCCAAAACAUUUUUUGUGAAGACGAGACAAGAUGAUUGUAGUUAUAUUGUAAACCCUACUAUUAAACCUGCACAACAAUCUUCUCAAGUUGAUGGAAUUGAAGUUAUAGAGGAAGAAUCUUUGAAUGGACAUAUACCUUCUAAUAUAGGAAAUAAUGAAAAAGUAUCAACUGAAACAAAAAAACACAAAGAUUCGUUUGACGAAUCUAUUAAAAUUUCAAAACUUGAAAAAGAAGAAAAAAUCGUAGAACUUACGACACAAAAUAAGUAAAACCUGAAUAAACUACUACUUGUCCAAAGAAAUAAUCGAGGAUCAUAAAAAUAUUUUUAACGCUAAAGAAUAUUAGUUGAAUGAAAUAAUAUUUGUUCCACUUUGAGAUGAAAUAUUGAUUUAAAGUAGAAUCUUCAAUUAAUUUAUUAUAAUUGGCUUAAGUAACUUAUGAAAUUAAUAUAAAUUAAUAUUAUUAUUAUUGUGUAAAAAAAUAAAAUAAAAAACGAAUACAUAAAUUCCUACAAA
Molecule: messenger RNA, 1089 nt
Organism: Leptopilina boulardi
Lineage: Eukaryota; Metazoa; Arthropoda; Insecta; Hymenoptera; Figitidae
Product: apolipoprotein D-like
Exons: 4
Coding region: 58-843 (261 amino acids)
Molecular function (GO): pigment binding
Source: RefSeq, a predicted model, not a curated record